AUGGAUCCUCGGCGGUUGGGCGUGUUCGACUUGGACGAAGACGACGUGGUCGAGAUUGAGUCCGCUAAAUCGAACGCCAAAUACAGGAAGAAGGCGAGCCCCAUCACCAAGUACACGUUUCUCCAAUACUUCUCCUCCUCAAAGACUCCCCUCAAGGAAAUUAGCAAUGUAAGUAGUCCUUCUCAAAUUCCUCCUCCUUGUCUUUUCCUCCUUGAAAUUAGCCUCCAAACUCCAAAAUUGCUGCAGAAUAAGCACGUUCCAGAUGAUGCUGAUUGCCGCUCUUUGAUAUGCACUCAAGCUACAUCAUCAGAGCCAGGAGAUGACAGUGUGGAAACUGCUUUAACUAAUCUUCGUCUUGAAUCAAAUACUUCUAAAAAAUCAGGUCUUAAACAGUUGAGAGGUGCAGUUUAUGACCCUCAUUGGUCCAAAAGACAGGAGGAAAAUAAAUCAUUAGAUAUCAGAUAUGGUGAUACAUGGAACGUUAAAUUUGAUUCUGAUAAGUCUUUUGAAGAUGUUAUCUAUCCAAAAGGGGAUCAUGAUGCAGUUACUAUAAGUAAGCGAGACCUUGAGCUUCUUGAGCCAGAGACAUUCAUUAAUGACACCAUAAUUGACUUCUAUAUUCUAUACUUGAAAAGCAACAUUCAACCCGAGGAAAAGCAUAGGUUUCACUUCUUCAAUAGUUUCUUCUUUCGGAAACUUGCUGAUCUUGAGAAAGACCCAUCAAGUUCCUGUGAACGCAAGGCAGCUUUUCAGCGUGUUCAUAAAUGGACUAGGAAAGUGAAUCUUUUUGAAAAGGAUUACAUCUUCAUUCCUAUAAACUACAGGCUUCACUGGAGUUUGAUUGUCAUCUGUCAUCCCGGUCAAGUGGCCAAUUGUGAAGACGAGGGAAUUGAAAGCUUACCCAGGGGGCCAUGCAUCUUGCAUAUGGACUCAAUUAAAGGAAGCCACAGGGACCUGAAGAAUCUUGUUCAAAGAUACCUCUGUGAAGAGUGGAAAGAGAGGAAUGGUGACACGGCAGAAGGUGAUUCUUUGAGAUUUUUGCAAUUGAAAUUUCUUGAACUGGAGCUACCACAGCAGGAAAAUUUAUCUGAUUGUGGACUCUUUUUGCUUCAUUAUGUGGAGCGUUUUUUGGAGGAAGCUCCUGUUUAUUCUAGCCCUUUGAAGAACACAGAGCUCUCCAACUUUCUAAAGAAAAAUUGGUUCCCUCCUGCAGAGGCUUCUCUUAAACGCCAUCAGAUUAGAAAGUUGCUAUAUGAUAUCAUCGAGCAAUCUCAGGAAGCUGUUAUAGUCGAUUGCAUUAACUUAGAUGAAUCCCCUCGAGCACUAAAAAAUACAGACAAUGAAGAACCUGGCAUAAAGAAUUUUUACGGGAAUUGUCAUAGUGCUGGUGCACAUGCAUCACCAGGAGCUUAUUCUUCUCCUAGCCAUGUACAGUGCUCUAGUGAAUGGGGACGGGUUGCUGAUACGAGUUAUCUGCCGUCGACUGCCAAUAAUACGAGGAGUUUUAUGUCACCUAUACAGGAAGAGGAACAGAUGGCUGAUUCACCAGUCUACAUUGAAGCUUGUCAGAAAGACACUGCAUUACCUUCUGAUUUACUACCCUGGGAUACAUCUGGGAGCCAUGGGUUCUCAAGGAACAUUGGUGUUAAUGCUGAUCUGAACUCAAUUUCUGAUACAUCUAGUAGUGGAUCAGAGAUUUUUUCAGUGGUAGGGGUAGAAGAAGAUGACUCGCUUUUGGAAGCUGAGGUGUUUAACUGUCCGAGGAAAGUGGAGAAAUCUGAAUCGUCUUCAAGUUGGGAUCUCACUGCUUGUGUUGUGCAGGAUUCUGAAGAGGAAAAUGAGAUGCAAGAUGGCACUGAGGUUAUAUAUAUAUCAUCAUCUCUAGCAAACCAACAAGCUAACUCUACUGGAAAAAUAAAUCUUAAAGAGAUUAAUAUCCUAUCAAGUAGUGAGGAUCAAGCAUCCGAAUCUGAUGACCAGCAGACUCCAAAAAGACCAAGGCUUACGCAUCAUAUAGGUAGAAGACGGCCUACAAGAAGCCUCAUGAAAGCCUUGCAUUUGUGAUUUUGGUUUUGUUAUCAUAUGAACUCGUUGUGAAACUUUGUUAUAUUAAAGUAGAGGCCUUUUUCUAGUU
This is a messenger RNA of Fragaria vesca subsp. vesca, 2134 nucleotides long. RefSeq names its product probable ubiquitin-like-specific protease 2B-like. NCBI's taxonomy places the organism in Eukaryota, Viridiplantae, Streptophyta, Magnoliopsida, Rosales, Rosaceae. The record is from RefSeq and is a predicted model, not a curated record. The transcript is spliced from 13 exons. Gene Ontology annotation, biological process: proteolysis. Gene Ontology annotation, molecular function: cysteine-type peptidase activity. The coding region runs from base 1 to 2064 and encodes 687 amino acids.